Molecule: messenger RNA, 252 nt
Organism: Cooperia oncophora
Lineage: Eukaryota; Metazoa; Nematoda; Chromadorea; Rhabditida; Trichostrongylidae
Source: the annotation of a GenBank genome assembly
AUGAAUCGUCUACGGGUUGCUGUUGGCAUAUCAGGAGGUGUUGAUAGCGCAGUUUCUGCAUGGCUUCUGAAGAAAAAAGGAUUCGACGUCAUUGGCGUAUACAUGAUCAAUUGGGAUCCUGUGGAGGAAGGAUCAGCCGCUUGCUCACGGACGAAAGACGAAUUCGAUGCUCGCUACGUUUGCGACAGGCUGCACAUUCCCUUCAGUACUGUCAGCUUUGUUAAAGAAUAUUGGAGCGAUGUAUUUACGUAA